Fusarium graminearum PH-1 is the source of this 1313-nucleotide messenger RNA. RefSeq lists its product as uncharacterized. The transcript is spliced from 3 exons. The coding region runs from base 1 to 750 and encodes 249 amino acids. The record is from RefSeq and is a predicted model, not a curated record. Lineage: Eukaryota; Fungi; Ascomycota; Sordariomycetes; Hypocreales; Nectriaceae.
AUGAGUAGUCCGCCGUCAUCUCCCUUGAUGGACCCUGUCACCAUCAGCGAGGAUAUCGCUCCAUUGCCAUCCUUCAAGGCCAGUGGUGUUGCGGAUGUUGAUUUCGAUGGCGUUCUUUCUAAACCGCUCAAGGUGCACGAAGAUGUCCGGUCUGGUUGUGGUGGCCAGACGUGGCCAGCAGGAAUGCUUCUCGGCAAGCAUAUGCUGCGCUACCACAAAGACCGACUGGUUGAUGCUCAAAUAUUGGAACUCGGAGCUGGAGGCGGUCUCAUAGGGCUUGCCAUCGCCUUGGAAUGCUCACUUCGAAAUCCGCUGUUGGUGACAGACCAGCUGGAAAUGUUCGAGCUGAUGCAGCAUAACAUCGAGCUAAACAACUUACAAGACAAGGCGAAAGCCAUGGUGCUCAACUGGGGAGAGGAUUUGCCAGCAGCUGUACUGGAGCAAAAACCAGAUGUGAUCCUGGCUGGCGAAUGCGUCUACUUCGAACCAGCAUUUCCGCUCUUGAUGUCUACACUCAAGGCUUUACUCGAACUUAACCCCAACGCAGUUGUGUAUUUCUGUUUCAAGAAGAGGAGACGAGCUGAUAUGAACUUUGUCAAGAUGGCGAAAAAAGCCUUCAAGGUGGAAGAGAUCUUCGAUGAGGACCGACCCGUCUUUCAGCGCCAGGGUCUUUUCCUUUUCUCAUUUACCAGCCGCCCAAGUCCAACCAGAGCCACCAAGAGCCAAAGUGAUCCUCAAUCUGUUGAAUGAUGAUGGUGUGUCAAAGAGUGCUUUGUUCUGACAGCAUGAUGCUUUGUUGGCAUGCACUUAGAUACUGUCCGCACAUGUUGAGCCCUAAUAUGCGAACCCGAUUGGUUCCCUUGAAAUGAGAAGGCAAUGCUACAAGAAGACUACGAAAAAGCAGUGCUGGGGGUCCUCGACGUCUCAAGCCAUCUGCCUUUCAGAGGCAUAUGUUGCUUAUAUUUGAGUUGGGGGUGACAUGCGGGAAAGCUACAUGGGUUCCCCAUAAGUUGACUAUUAUUUCACCGAGGUCGAGAGGUUGAACUGUGAAAGACUGUAAGAGAUGCAGAGUGCCCACUCGGUCUGUUUAUUCUUUGCGGGACCUGCGUCUCUUCCUAACCUAUGGCCUUUGUUAGACAAAACACACUGUGGCCGGCUUGACCGACGGUUUUGCUUUGUCAAGAAGCAAAUGCAAACAAGGAGCGAACAGAGCGCUUGUAAAGUCGGGCUAGGGAUUUAUGAAGGCGGGAAAUUUUCAAGCACACCGCAAUACUUUGCAUCACAUCACACUAGCAAUGAAAAUAUGUUAUCGG